AUGGCCUUGUGCUACCCCAGCGCCGUGGGCCUCAACAAAGGCCACAAGGUGACGAAGAACAUCAACAAGCCGAGGCACAGCCGGCGCCGCAGGCGCCUCACCAAGCACACCAAGUUCAUGUGGGACAUGAUCAGGGAGGUGUGCGGCUUCGUGCUCUAUAAGCGGAGUGCCAUGGAGCUGCUCAAGGUGUCCAAGGACAAGUGCGCACUCAAGUUCAUCAAGAAGAGGGUGGGCAUGCACAUCCGGGCCAAGGGGAAGUGGGAAGAGCUUUGCAACGUGCUGGCAGCCAUGAGGAAGGCAGUGACCAAGAAGGACUGA
Messenger RNA from Acomys russatus (golden spiny mouse), 318 nucleotides. Its product is annotated as 60S ribosomal protein L36-like. The coding region runs from base 1 to 318 and encodes 105 amino acids. The transcript has a single exon. Lineage: Eukaryota; Metazoa; Chordata; Mammalia; Rodentia; Muridae. Gene Ontology annotation, cellular component: ribosome; cytosolic large ribosomal subunit. Gene Ontology annotation, molecular function: structural constituent of ribosome. The record is from RefSeq and is a predicted model, not a curated record. Gene Ontology annotation, biological process: cytoplasmic translation.